This is a messenger RNA of Laccaria bicolor S238N-H82, 1106 nucleotides long. RefSeq names its product 60S ribosomal protein L5. Gene Ontology annotation, cellular component: ribosome; cytosolic large ribosomal subunit. Lineage: Eukaryota; Fungi; Basidiomycota; Agaricomycetes; Agaricales; Hydnangiaceae. Gene Ontology annotation, biological process: translation; ribosomal large subunit assembly. Gene Ontology annotation, molecular function: 5S rRNA binding; structural constituent of ribosome. The record is from RefSeq and is a predicted model, not a curated record. The transcript has 5 exons. The coding region runs from base 16 to 933 and encodes 305 amino acids.
AUAUUUCCCAUUCAGAUGCCCUUCGUCAAGAAACUCAAGUCGGACGCGUACUUCUCCAGAUUUCAGGUCAAGUACCGCAGGAGAAGAGAGGGCAAAACCGACUAUUACGCCCGUAAACGCCUUGUGACACAGGCGAAAAACAAAUAUAACGCCCCAAAAUACCGCCUCGUCGUCCGUUUCACUAACCGCGACAUCAUCGUCCAGAUCGUAUAUGCACGUCUUCAGGGUGAUUUUGUUUUGACGGCCGCCCACUCGAGAGAACUGCCACGGUACGGAAUCAACCACGGCCUCACCAACUGGUCCGCAGCUUACGCUACUGGUCUGCUUUGCGCUCGUCGGGCUCUGACAAAGCUUGGACUUGCCGAUAAAUAUGAAGGCGUCACGGAGCCCGAUGGCACUCUCAAGUUAACCGAAGUUCUCGAUGAGGAAGACGCACCACGGCCCUUCAAGUGUUACCUUGACGUUGGCCUCAAACGCACAUCGACGGGUUCACGCGUCUUCGGUGCCAUGAAGGGCGCCAGCGACGGUGGAAUUUUCAUCCCCCACUCCGAAAAACGCUUCCCUGGCUUUGACCCUGAGAGCAAGGAGUUGGAUGCUGAAGUUCUCAAGAAGUACAUCUUUGGUGGUCACGUUGCAGAAUACAUGGAGAGUUUGGAAGAGGAAGAUGAUGAAAGAUUCAAGAAGCAAUUUGCAACCUACUUGGCAGAUGGUGUUGGUUCAGACGAUAUUGAAGAGAUAUACACAAACGCACAUUCCGCUAUCCGUGAGGAUCCUACUUUCAAGCCCACAGAUAAAUCUCAAGACUGGAGAUCUGAAAGCGUCAAGCACAAGGACAAGAAACUUACUCAUGCCCAAAGGCAAGCCAACAUCGCGGCCAAAAUCGAAAAGUUCAAGGCGGGUGGAGAUGCUGGGGCCGACGAUGAGGAGGAUUAGUGUCAUUUUGCCAUGUUAUUUGCGCUCAGAUCCCAUCAUUCAUGUCUUCUUGAGUGAUACACAAACCAUUUUAUCAUUGCAAGAAAUUCUAUGCACUUUCUAUGGGAUGCUAAUUGUAACUUCAUACUUAAGUCAUGUCCGACGUCGAUCUAGUUCUUCCGAAGAGCUAUCAC